GCCGGAUUUCGACAUCGGUGGGGGCGAAAAGCUGAUUGAAAUGGACUCGUACAGUGAAGAAGAUUUAUUGGGAUGGUUGUUUAAAGAUAACUUGCAAAAUAUUGAAUUUGUUGAGCUAAACAUUGCUCCCGAAAAUCCUGGAUUGGCACCACAAACGCAGCCACAAGCCCCAUCUCAGAUUCCGUUGGCACCCAAGCCGGUUGAAGUUGAAAGGCCUACAGUUUCUGGGCUUCAAAAAACACAGAAACGAUUUAAAACUGUUACCUCAGAAGAACUGAAAGACCUGCAAGAAAGUCGACAGGCUAAAUCAACCAAACAAAACACAAAGUGGGGAGUCAAAGUUUUCCAAGAAUGGUGUAUGGAAGCCCUGGAUCAAGUAUUGGAUUUCGCAACUACUGAAACAGAGGAAUUAAACAAUGUUUUGGGUAAAUUUUACGCCGAGGCAACCCCAAAAUUUUCCGAAAAAAGAGGCAAGGAAAUGUCAACUGCCCAGUCAAAAGAGUAUCACAAAAAUUCAAUGAAAAACAUAAGGGCAGCAAUCAACCGCCACAUUCAUGAUUUAGAUAGGGAUAUUGAUAUCGUUCGCGAUAAAGAAUUUAGGAAGGCGAAUGAAACUCUUGAUGGAAAAUUAAAGAAAAACCUCGAAAAAGGUCUCUCUCGUCCUACAAAACAUAAACAGAUUAUAACCAUGAAUGAUUUGGAAAAGAUAAAUUCUUACCUGUACUCAUCUGAUGAUCCAAUUAUCCUAAGAUUCCGUGUGUGGUAUAAUAUUGCUAUGCAUUUUGUGACCCGUGGGAUAGAGUUUCAUCAACAACUUCAGAUAAACUCGUUUGAAUUCCUUUUUGAUGAAAAAAAUCGUGAAUAUGCCUGUUUAUCACACGAAAUGAAACAAAAAAAUUGGCAAGGCGGAUUAGACUCUGGAGAAACUAUGAAUGACAAACGAAUGUAUUCAUGUGAAGGCGAUCGCUGCCCAGUUGCUUCAUUGAAAUUGCUGAUUUUGAAAACUGAUCCAGAUGCAACUUCACUUUUCAAUCACAUUAAUAAAGAUGCGUUGUCGUCCAAAACUCCGAACAUUUUACAACUAUUGUACACUAACAAAUCGGUCAAAUCUUACCAAUUCACAAGAUUCAUGGCAGAUGUGUCGAAAAAUGCCUCCUGUAGUGUAAUGUACACAGCUCAUUGUCUCCGGGCAACAGCGAUCCAAGCAAUGAGUGACGCUGGCUUCGAAAUCCGGCAUAUUAUGUAUAUGAGCGGUCACCGGAAUGAGGCGUCUGUACGAAGAUACAGUCGGGACUGUUCUACCCUCCAAAAGAAAUCAAUGAGUGACACACUUUCAACUCUAUCCACAGGACGCGCACCGCCACAGACUGCGAUGCCAAUGCCGAUGGCUGUACAAAACAAACCUGCCAGUGUGAGCUCAGUUUUGGCGGCUCGUGACACUCCAAACGUAAACACUAUGAAUACCGCCUUAUCGUCAAACAACUUCAUGUCGUCUGGGUUUAUUUCUAACUCCUCUUUCCAUAACUGCACAUUUCAAAUCAAUAAUCCACAGUAAACUGUUGUUUUUGGAAAAGAGUUUACCUGUCUCAUAACAUUCCAAUGACGUAGCUGCCAUGACAGUUCAUUCAUUCUCUCUGACGUUAUGUAUUCAUACACCACGUUGUUAUUGUUAAUAUAAAUAAUAUAAAAAGUUCUUUGAGCCUUAUUUUUGAUAGACAUUUAUUUAUAAUGAAUGGCAAUAAUUUAUUUUGAAUUUAUUGAACCAUAAAAUUAAUU
Molecule: messenger RNA, 1776 nt
Organism: Mytilus californianus (California mussel)
Lineage: Eukaryota; Metazoa; Mollusca; Bivalvia; Mytilida; Mytilidae
Exons: 2
Coding region: 41-1555 (504 amino acids)
Biological process (GO): DNA integration; DNA recombination
Molecular function (GO): DNA binding
Source: RefSeq, a predicted model, not a curated record